This is a messenger RNA of Magnolia sinica, 681 nucleotides long. Its product is annotated as probable LRR receptor-like serine/threonine-protein kinase At3g47570. Bases 1 to 681 code for a protein of 226 amino acids. NCBI's taxonomy places the organism in Eukaryota, Viridiplantae, Streptophyta, Magnoliopsida, Magnoliales, Magnoliaceae. The record is from RefSeq and is a predicted model, not a curated record. Gene Ontology annotation, molecular function: protein tyrosine kinase activity; ATP binding. Gene Ontology annotation, biological process: protein phosphorylation. The transcript is spliced from 2 exons.
AUGGACUUCAUGUCCAAUGGCAGUCUGGAGGAGUGGCUGCAUCCAAAGGAAAGCACGAGUAUGAUGAGAUUGAAUCUGCUUCAGAGACUGAACAUCAGUAUAGAUGUAGCUGCCGCCAUGGACUAUCUACACCAUGAUUGUGACCCACCUGUGGCCCACUGUGAUCUGAAACCCAGCAAUGUGCUCUUGGAUGAUGAGAUGACUGCUAGUGUUGGGGACUUUGGAUUGGCCAGACUUCUCUUUCCUUCAGAGAACCAGAGUAGCACAGUCGAACUAAAGGGAUCCAUUGGCUAUAUUGCCCCAGGCAAGAAGCCCAUGGAUGACAUGUCCAAGGAUGGAUUAAACCUGAAUAAAUUUGCAACUGCAGUGUUUGAGAAUCGUGUUGUGGAAAUUGUUGAUCUGAGCCUGCUGGAAAAUGAUGAUGACUCUGAGAGAAGUAACAGCACUAGCAGCAACACCAACACAAACAGCAAUGAUCGUAUUACUGGUGGAAGUCAUGGAAACACAGACAAUGAGACAGAAAUAGAUUGGCAGAGUAGAAAAGAAGUGUGUUUGGAAGCUCUGAUAAGAAUCGGUCUUUCAUGUGCGGCAUAUUCACCGAAGGAUCGUCCCAGAAUGAGAGAAAUUCUAAUUAAAAUGCACGACAUAAAAGAAUCAUUGUUUCAGUUUGGAGGGAAAUGA